Molecule: messenger RNA, 1002 nt
Organism: Juglans microcarpa x Juglans regia
Lineage: Eukaryota; Viridiplantae; Streptophyta; Magnoliopsida; Fagales; Juglandaceae
Exons: 3
Coding region: 202-723 (173 amino acids)
Source: RefSeq, a predicted model, not a curated record
AAGUUAGUUGGGACGGCCUGCUGAGAAAGGACCCGUUUUUACUAUAUUUGUUGGGGUGUGGGGUGGGAGCUGUGUAGAAAGAGACUGCUGCUUACUCGACGGCCUCCUUCCUUCCUUCCUUCUUCUCCUUAUCUAUCUUCGUCGUCUUCAUCUUUUCGAAAGAGAAAAGAGAACAAAAAAAGGAUAGAGAGAGAGUGAGUGAUGGGCAAUUGUCAGACCAUAGAUGCAGCAGCCCUGGUAAUACAACACCCAAGUGGUAAGAUAGAGAGGAUGUAUUGGCCUGUAAGCGCCAGUGAGGUGAUGAAAACGAAUCCCGGUCACUAUGUUUCUUUGAUCAUCCCGUUGCCUGUACCUGAGGAAGAGAACAAGGAGCAGAAGACCGUCCGGUUCACCCGCGUAAAACUUCUCCGGCGAACUGAUACGCUUGCUCUUGGCCAUGCUUAUCGGCUUGUCACUACUCAAGAGGUCAUGAAGGUGUUGCGGGCAAAAAAGCAUGCCAAAACGAAGCAGCAGCAGCAGCAAGAAUCAGCUGGGAAGUCACAGACAGUGCCAGAGAAGCCGCGUUCAGGUUGUGAGGCAGAAGGGAAAUCAGAUAUGGAGAAGACAUCUCAGGUGAUGAAACAUGAAAGACAGCGAGGAAGGACACCAUCAACGAACUCAGCAGUAAUGAGAUCAAAAUCUUGGCGCCCCUCAUUGCAGAGCAUCUCUGAGGCAGGAAGCUGACUGGUAAUUUCACCAUUCAAUUGUACAAUGGUGUGUGUCAGACUUGUUGGAUAAAGUAAAGGAUUGCCACUUUCAUACCCUGAUGAUCCACAUAGAUGGACUCCCAAGAUGAGCAGAAGGAUUCCUCAAAUCCAUGAAGGUACCAAGAUUUCAAUCCAUCAUCAACCACAGCUCCAAAUUCAAAUAAUUUCUAGUGGGACAACAUCUCACUGUGGAUACAAAAGGGGCGCUUACUGUAUUGAAAGUGAUAUUUUGAAAAAUAUACAGAACUUGCCUCGA